This is a messenger RNA of Xenopus laevis (African clawed frog), 1608 nucleotides long. It is a transcript of the gene tsen2.L, whose product is annotated as tRNA splicing endonuclease subunit 2 L homeolog. NCBI's taxonomy places the organism in Eukaryota, Metazoa, Chordata, Amphibia, Anura, Pipidae. Gene Ontology annotation, cellular component: nucleus; tRNA-intron endonuclease complex; cytoplasm. Gene Ontology annotation, biological process: tRNA processing; tRNA splicing, via endonucleolytic cleavage and ligation; tRNA-type intron splice site recognition and cleavage. Gene Ontology annotation, molecular function: lyase activity; endonuclease activity; tRNA-intron lyase activity. The record is from RefSeq and is a predicted model, not a curated record. The transcript is spliced from 12 exons. Bases 163 to 1545 code for a protein of 460 amino acids.
UGUGAAUGCCGCGCGUUACGGUACUGAGCUGACACGUGACAGUGUGACCUGAGCGCUGUGCGCCGCACUGACUGCUGGGUAAUAAUGAGUCUGGGAGUGUGGGAACAGCGUGUUGUGGGGAGUCCCCAGAGAUCUGCUGAAUUUCAAUAGAAGACAGAGAUCAUGUCCAAGGCCACAUUUCAUGCCCCAAAGCGGAAAAGAAAAGUCUACGAAUCCUACGAGUCCCCGUUUCCUAUUCCACUGGCCCACGAUCAUUCCUCUAGGGAUUUCCACAUCUGCCAGGCUGAGAUUCUGAAUAAUCAUGUGAUUGUGAGAUCCACUGAGGACAUCGAACUGCUGUAUGGGAAGGGAUACUUUGGGAAGGGCAUUUUGUCCCGGAGUCGCCCCCAGCACAGUAUCGCCGAGCAGCAGCUCCAGUCCAAAUGGAAAGACAUAAAAGUGAACCUGCCAAUCAUUUCCUCCAGGAGAUAUAAGCUCCAUCUGGAAUGGGCAAAGAAUCUCCUUGAAGAACAAGGUUUAGGCACCGAGUCCAUUAAUAAGAUCCUGGCAGAUUACACAAGGGAAGUUGAUAUUUCAGCAGAAGGUGAUGUAGUAGAAGAAAAUCCCCCUGCAGAAUCCAGAAUGGACUUGGAUCCAGAAAAUGGAACUAAAUCACAGAGCUCAGAUUCCAACCCUGGGAAAGAAAGUGAAGGUAAAGUGUUUCUGGAAGGAAACCCAGAGUAUGAUCCUCUGGCUAAAUAUGGACCCGAGGUUCUGCAGGAGGAAAGAGCCGAGGAAGAGCCGGACAGAAAUAAACUGGAAAAAGUUCAUUGUCCCAAACACGAUGAUUUCAUUCUACACUGCGGCUGCAAACCCAGGAGGGAGACCCUACAGAAUGAAUUGGAUUCCCCGGCCAGGCCUCACAUGGAGUAUUUGCUGGUGGAAGAAGUGCAAGAGAAUGUGGAUUUGGGCCCAGAAGGAACAGAAGAGAAUAAAGGAGCCAGGGGGAGAGGAAGGUUAGUCUGUCGCCGGAAUCCUUUUAGAAUCUUUGAAUAUUUGCAACUGAGUCGAGAAGAGGCUUUUUUCUUGGUGUAUGCUCUGGGCUGCCUCACCAUCAGUUAUAAGAAGGAGCCGCUGACAAUCCAGAAGCUGUGGGAAGUGUUCUGCGCUGCGCAGCCAAGUUUCAGCACCAAGUAUCUGGCCUACCAUCACUUCCGCAGCAAAGGCUGGGUGCCCAAAGUGGGCCUGAAAUACGGCACUGACCUCUUACUGUAUCGUAAAGGCCCCCCUUUCUACCAUGCAAGCUAUUCUGUCAUUGUGGAAUUAGUCAAUGACAAGGGUGAGGGCACCCCACUGAGACCCCUGAGCUGGAGAUCCCUGGCUGGGCUGCACAGGACAACUGCUAAUGUCUCCAAGGAACUUCUUUUCUGCUAUUUAAUAAAACCUGCCGGCUUCACUGACUCUGACUUCAUAUCUCCAGCUUGUAUACACAGGAUAAAGGUUCAAGAAUUAAUUGUGAGCCGCUGGGUCUCCUCUCGUGAAAGGAUGGAUCACGAGGAACUGUAACUUUAUCACAGAGUGAUGAAUCCACUCAAUGUACAUAUUGGAAUAAAGUAUAUUCUGCCUUUC